GGAAAAGUUGGGAGGAGUGGAGGGUGUGGAAAAAGACUCGUGGUUUUUUUUUCUCCUCAGAUAUUUGAAAAAAAUUCACUACAAUUGUUGCUGUAAAUGUCAAAGAGGUCACUCUCAGUCACGCGAAAUAGAAAUGUAUAGGUACAUGGAUAAUAGCAGGUCGUUUUAAGACUAUUCCAACGUUUGCUGGCGUUACACUUUCUGGAAAGAACGGAGUCUCUACCGGGUAUUUCUGAUUUACGAAAAUAUCUCCUUGGUGGGAGAUUCUCAAUCUCAAAAUAGCACACCGUGUCAGAGCCGCCAGUUUACCUUGUGCACGAAAGUGGAGGUUGGCGGUGAGGUGGUCGUCAUCCCAAAGCUUGGCCUAUUUUGUCCAUAGCAUUUGAUCGUCUCUGUUUGUUGGACAUUUCAAGGAACGAUUUUGGGUAAACAUCGGCAGGGUGGUUACAGUUUGCCAAAAACGAGGUCGCUGACAACCCUCCCCCCGUACGAAAAUGGCACAGUCCACACCAACUACCCGUGAGAGAGGAACCCACGAGGUGGAAGAAAACUGUGCAGAAGCCGGCGGCCCCCUUUCCUCUUUCAUUGGCUGUACAAAGAACCGCGGCCACCCCCAGUUCAUCCCUGUCUACGAGUUCAGUGCGGACCACGUGAGACCCUACAUGCCUGGUGAACAACAGAAGGGUGUGGACAGGAUGGUGGAGAUUGUCAAGGUUUUGGCAGAGUUUGUGGUCAGGAUCAGCGCGCCGGUCGUUAGUGACCAGCGGCCAGACACCUGGGAAGAUGGCCGUCCUUACCCAUUUGUCGAUAGAAGAGGUCGACGCACUAACAAGGUCGGCAGCGGUUAUGUGACAUGCGUGACCAGGUUGUGUGGUAAAUCUGUUGUUGGAAUCUGUAGACGUGGGAGCUGUCCACGGGGGACAGCUGAGGAGAACGAGUGUUGGAAGAUUCAAGUGGCCACUGCACGUCACGUGGUUUAUGACGACAGUGAGGCCAGGGAAUGUGAGCUUGUGUUGUUUGACGAUCGUCCGGACGGAAGUGACAGUGUGACCCUGACGGGGGGCUGGAGUGUAGAGUCUGCCGACACAGAGAAGGACAUGUGUGUACUGGAGUUGUACACUCAUGACAAAGUACUGGGUCGGAGGCUCGAGAAUAUCUGGAGCAGGCGACGGGCGGCACUGUGGACGUUUUCGAAAAGGGAGUUCUAUCUGUGGUGGACUGAAAUGUUCCGACAGUUGUUGCAGGAUGACAGGCUCUCGCAGUUGUUGCAGGAUGACAGGUUCUCACAGUUGUUGCAGGAUGACAGGAUCCCACUGUUGUUGUUCAAUAACACGUUCUCACGGUACAUAUCCCAUAGACUCUCACUAUUGCUAUAUUACACUGUGUGUCAUGACGACUCAGACCUGACUGUCGUCAUCUCACACCCACACGGGAGGAUGAAGUACAUAACUUUGGGACAGGUGGACUCUGAACGUCCGUCUGGCAGACAAGAUAACUGUUUCACCUACACCGCCGCCACUUGCCCGGGAAGCAGUGGCGGCUUGGUCAUACCUCUGCGUUUUUGGCUCCUGUCUGCACGUGUCACAACUCACUGCUUUUCACUGUCUGUGAAUUGUGGCCUUAGUGGUGGGGAACAUUCUUUUUGUUAGUGAUGUUUGAACAAACACAUACUUCUGAGUGUACGGGCGCACACACACACAUACACACACACAUACACACACACACAUACACACACACACAUACACACAUACAAACA
Aplysia californica (California sea hare) is the source of this 1756-nucleotide messenger RNA. RefSeq lists its product as uncharacterized. Bases 495 to 1649 code for a protein of 384 amino acids. The record is from RefSeq and is a predicted model, not a curated record. Lineage: Eukaryota; Metazoa; Mollusca; Gastropoda; Aplysiida; Aplysiidae. The transcript has 4 exons.